Molecule: messenger RNA, 6143 nt
Organism: Poecile atricapillus (Black-capped chickadee)
Lineage: Eukaryota; Metazoa; Chordata; Aves; Passeriformes; Paridae
Gene: MFHAS1
Product: multifunctional ROCO family signaling regulator 1
Exons: 4
Coding region: 148-3465 (1105 amino acids)
Molecular function (GO): protein binding
Source: RefSeq, a predicted model, not a curated record
GCGGCGCGGCGGCAGUGCCGGCGCGGAGCCGCGGGGAGCCCCGUGCCCGUCGCGGCGGCGGCGAGGCGCAGCGCGGCCGCGCCCAUGGCGAGCAGCGGCGGCGGCGGCAGGUAGGGUCGGGCGGGGCGGGGGCCCGCUCCCCCGGCCAUGGCUCAGACGGAGCCCCCGAAGGCGGUGCGGCUGUGGCGCGACGCCGCCCUGCGCGCACGGAAGCUGCGGGGCGGCCCCGGCGAGCCCGAGCCCGAGCCGGACGCGGGGCCGCCGGGGGGGCCGCCGCCGCCCCCCGGUGCCGCCGCUUCUCGCCGCCCGUCCCUGGCGGCGGCGGCGCUGGGGGAGCUGGAGGCGCUGAACCUGAGCGGGAGGGGGCUGGAGGAGCUGCCCGAGGAGGUGGGCGCCGCCCUGAGCGGGCUGCGGGUGCUCAGCCUGCGGCGCAACCGGCUGAGCCGUCUGCCCGCCGCCGCCCUGCGCCACCUGGGCCGCCUGGCCGAGCUCGACCUCAGCCACAACCGGCUGCGGGGCCUGGGGGACGGCGGGGCGCUGGCGGGGCUGCGGGGCCUGCGCAAGCUCAGCCUCAGCCACAACGAGCUGGGCGCCGAGGGCCCGGGGCUCCCCCCGCGCCUCGCCGAGCUGGGCUGCCUCGAGGAGCUCGACCUCAGCUUCAACCGCCUGCGCCGCCUGCCCGAGGGCAUGGGCCGUCUGCGGCACCUCCGCACCCUCGACGUCGACCACAACCUGCUGCCCUCUUUCCCUGCCCCGCUGCUGGAGCUGGCCGCCCUGGAGGAGCUCGACUGUUCCGGCAACCGCCACCUCGGGGCCCUGCCCGAGGGCAUCGCUGCGCUUCGCCGCCUCAAAAUCCUCUGGCUCAGCGGCACCGGGCUGGCGUCCCUGCCCGAGGGUCUCUGCCAGCUGAGUGCCCUCGAGAGCCUCAUGCUGGACGGCAACCGGCUGCAGGCGCUGCCCGCUGGCUUCGGCAGACUACAGCGGCUCAAGAUGCUGAACCUCUCAUCCAACCUGCUGGGGGAGUUCCCCUCUGCCAUCUUGGCACUGCCCAGUCUGGAGGAGCUCUACCUGAGUCGCAACCAGCUUACCGUGCUGCCCCCUCACCUCUGUCAGCUCCACCAACUCCGCACUCUCUGGCUGGACAACAACUGCAUCCGCUACCUGCCUGACUCCAUCGUGCUCCUCCACAGCCUAGAGGAGCUGGUCCUGCAAGGCAACCAGAUCGCCAUCUUGCCAGAGGGCUUUGGGCAGCUUUCCCGUGUCACCCUAUGGAAGAUAAAAGACAACCCCCUCAUCCAGCCCCCUUACGAGGUGUGCAUGAAAGGCAUCCCCUACAUUGCAGCUUACCAGCAGGAGCUGGCUCACUCUCAGCCUGCCCUCAAACCCCGCCUCAAACUAGUCCUCAUGGGCCGAAAGGAUGCAGGAAAGACCCUGCUGAGACGGUGCCUCAUGGAGGAAAAUGAGCAGAGGGAGGACAUGGCAAGCCUGGAGGCAGGGAACACCCAGCACAGAGGGUUUUCUGGGCAACAGCAGGACAUUGGGAGGGUGACAGUUGGGUGUUGCCCCUUUCCGGAGCCUCAAGACAAUUCCUCAGCUCGGGUACCUGUCAUGCAGCAGGUGGAAUAUCUCCCUGUUGAGCGGCAGGAUAUCCCUUCUCGUGUGCCCUCUCACCAAACCAAAGGGGACAAAACAUCCCCUGCACCGUCACUGCCACCCAAUGCCCCCCGAGUACCACUGGGACUAGGACUAUCAGGAGGCAGUAAGGGCAUCGAGGUGAUGGACUGGACAGCAGAUGCAGAGCGGGGCCUGACAUUCAUUGUGUAUGAGCUGGCGGGGGACCCGAGCUAUGAUGUGAUCCAGUCUUUCUUCCUCUCCCCUGGAGCCUUGUACGUGCUGGUGGUGAAUUUGAGUGCCUACGUCCCUCAGCACUUCUACCCUUCUGUGGGCUAUUUCUUACACUGGCUCAGUUCCAAGGUGCCCCAUGCUGUAGUGUGCAUGGUGGGAACCCACGCUGACCUCUGUGCGGAGCGGGAGUUGGAAGAGAAGUGCCUGGACAUCCAUCACCAGAUCGCUCAGCAGGAGAAGAGGGAUGCUGAGGGACUCCUGAGCUUAGUCCAGCAGGUGGAUGAGGCUCUGGGACAGGACUUUGACCUGCGCUGCUCCAGCCCGCAUGCUGCCUUUUACGGGGUCUCAGACAAGAACCUGCGGCGAAAGAAAGCCCAGUUUCAGUAUCUUCUCAACCACCGCCCACAGAUCCUCUCUCCAGUGCUGCCUUUCAGCUGCCAGGACCGUUGCCAGGUGCGUCGCCUGCGGGACAAGCUCCUCUCGGUGGCUGAGCAUCGAGAUAUCUUCCCAAACCUGCACCGGGUGUUGCCCAAGUCCUGGCAAGUGCUGGAGGAGCUGCACUUCCAGCCUCAAGCUCAGCAGUUGUGGCUUAGCUGGUGGGACUCUGCCCGGCUAGGCUUGCAGGCAGGCCUGACGGAGGAUCGUCUGCAGAGUGCCCUGUCCUACCUGCACGAGAGUGGAAAGCUGCUCUACUUUGAGGAGCAUCUCACCUUGCGGGAGUAUGUGUUCCACAACCUGCCGCGGCUCAUAGACAUCCUCAAUGUCUUUUGCCAGCGGGAUGCCACUGUGCUGCUCCAGAAACUGCUCAGUGACACCCAGAUUGAUGAACUGAGGACCACUCAGCUCCAUCAUUACGUGGAGGGCUUCUUGUUGCAUGGCCUCCUUCCUGCCCAUGUUAUCCGUCUCCUUCUUAAGCCCCAUGUCCAGAGUCGGGAGGAUCUGCAGCUCAUUCUGGAGCUGCUGGAGAAGAUGGGGCUAUGUUACUGUGUCAACAAACCCAAAUGCAAGCCCUUAAAUGGGGCGGCUGCUUGGUACAAGUUUCCCUGCUACGUGAAGAACGAGGUGCCCCACGCAGAGGCGUGGAUCAACGGCACCAAUCUGAGCGGACAGUCCUUCGUGGUCGAGCAGCUGCAGAUUGAAUAUAGCUUUCCAUUCAUUUUCCCACCCGGCUUGUUUGCACGCUACAGUGUCCAGAUUAACAGCCACGUGGUUCAGCGGUCAGAUGGCAAAUACCAGAUUUAUGCCUACCGGGGAAAGGUGCCUGUGGUGGUGAGUUACCGGCCUGCCAGGGGAGCUCUGCAGCCAGACACUCUGUCUAUCGCUAGUCAUGCGUCCCUACCAAAUAUCUGGACAGCUUGGCAAGCUAUUACGCCUUUAGUGGAAGAACUGAAUGUCCUGCUCCAGGAAUGGCCGGGCCUGUACUACACUGUGCAUGUCCUCUGUUCAAAGUGCCUUAAAAGAGGGUCACCCAACCCACACACUUUUCCAGGAGAACUGCUGAGUCAGCCGAGACCAGAGGGACUGACGGAGAUCAUCUGUCCCAAGAACGGCAGCGAGCGAGUUAAUGUUGCCUUGGUUUACCCCCCCACUCCUACUGUGAUCAGCCCUUGUUCCAAGUGAGACCAGAAAGCAGACCUAUUCCCUUAUAAACCAUCAGUGCUGGUGCCAAAGGUUUUCCACCGGGCAGAAUAUGGCUGAUGCUCUGCAGUGCUCCCAUCUUUCCAGUUGUGGAGUUGAUGCUGACGGGGAUCAAUGGGACUUUGGACUUUGGACCCUGAAAGAAAUGCUGUGGGGCAGGGGCAGCUCCCAGGUGGGGGCCUCAUGGCUGGAGUGGAUGAAGUCAUCUGGAGGUUGGGGGUGACAAGGCAUGAAGGAAAAUGAUUGCUGCAGACGGCAGGGCCGCUGGCCGGAGGGAAAGCACUGGGGAUAGGUUUCUGUGGACCCAUUGAUCACGUGUUGAAAACCCAUUUGGAUCUCAUGAUGAAUGUAAAAAUGUUCUUGGUAUCCCAUUUAAUUCAGACCUGCUUGGAGGAAAGUCUCUUGAAAUGAGCUGUAGCGGGAUUCCCUGGAUUUGUUCCUGGACAAGAAGAAACUAGCGAUUUGUUGCUGUGAAGUUGCGUGGAAACCACAUUGUAAAGAAACCACAAACUGGAAUCCUUUUCCAGCCGGAGGCCUGUUUCCCAGUGUGCCCAUCUGGUCUGGGAUGCGUGAGCUUUGAAGGAGUGAGAGGACAGAGCAGACAUCAUACAGCCUGCUCCUGGGGACCGCAGCCCUCCUGCCGGGGUGUGCCACCUCCAUGGGAGCAUUCCCUGGCCUUUGCAGGCACUCAGGCUGCUGCUGUGCACUGAAGCCGUAAUGCCGGGAGCGUGGCAGUAUGGAGAUCAAUCUAGUUGGGUCUAUUUAAUAUGAAACGGUGAUUGCUCAUCCACCCACUGUUUAGUAACUGGUGUAACUGUUUUCAUCCAAAUUUUUUUAAUAUGCAAAAGCCAUUUAAUUUUCUAUGCACUUCAGAAACAUCUCCCCUUUGCAGUUGCCAGGUGGGAGAUUGAUGCAGGAGAACCAAACCAAGCGGCUCAUAGUACUUUUGAUUUUGCUGUCACUGUCUUUUAAGGAUGCACCCUGGGAUCCUCAUACAGUGUCCCUUUGCUGAGCUCCUGAUUGAGACCCCAGUUAAUAUCCCUGAGCCCCAGGGAUGAUGGCCCUGUGUUUCUGAAGGAUCUGUCAUUUUUCAUGAAUCAAGCCACAAAGGAAAGAGGGCUUGAAUGCAGUGCCCUGACAGCAGAUACCUGAGUUCAGAGUAUGUGUUAUGUUCCUGUUCUUGUCCCUGCUCGAAGAGUUACCAAACUGUUAGAAAUCACUAAGGCCUCUGUGGAGCACUCUGCAGCCUUUACUGAAGAUGUAUUAUAAAGAGGUGAGAAAGGACUGGGGCAUCAGCUGUCUCCCUGUGGAGCUGACAAGGAAUUUAACUCCUCUGGAAUAGGAGGAGAAUCUCCUGGUUACUCUAUCUCCUAGAUGCCUACUUCACUCAAGAUGAUUGUACUGGUUUUGCUUAUUGGUUUGCAGACCCCUUGCUUGACCGGUUUUUGAUUUCCUGCUGAAACUGGUUCAGACAGAUUUGGAAGCAGAGCUAGUGAGCUUUGAACUCCAGGACUUUCAGCAGAUGGAAGAUGUCCUGGAGUACCUUGUGUAACUCUCUGAAGCAAAACCUGGGAUUCAAACCUGCAUCCGUCCAAGUGAAACUCCCAGGAUAGUAGCUUUGCCUUCUUCUGGGUCUGUGUAAUGUAAGGAAUUGCAUGUCCCUAAGCAGCAUACAAAUAUGUAGAGGUGAGUGGGAGUAAGCCCAAAGGGUGAUACUGCACAUCUAGGUAAUUUUAGGGCUUACAGGAGUACUUGGAGACUUCUGGCAGCUGCAGAGGGUCCUGGGUGAUGGGACACCUCUGUUUUAAAUAUGCUAUAAGCAAAAACGUCAGAGAAUAUUGUUUCCAGUCUGCCACAAGGCCAGGGUGCCUUUGACUAGUCUCCUUUCGUGGCAGUGCUGUUUUUUCUGCAUUGUCUCUGCUCUGAGCUUGGGGAAUUCAGCUUUAAAAGGUUAAACUGAAAUAGAGCCUAGUUUGGGAUUUAUCCUGCCUUACGGUCUUUCAGAUCAGAUGGAAGAGACUGGGGGCUGCAGAAGCAUGGGUCAUCUCCCUUGCAGCAUCCCCCGUGCCACAGUUUCAUGGUGGCUGUAAAAACUCAGUAGUGUAUUUGGGUGCUGCUUUCCCAGGAACUCAAGAUGUGCUUGGCUGUGCUGUAGCACUGGAGCUUAUGUGGGGUCCCUGUUCUCUUCCCCAUUGUACCUCUGAGGCAGUUAAAAUUUGUCAAAGCAGUUGAGGCUCCUCACUGUGAGGAGUUAGAUACGGUUGUGUCAAAGGGAACUGCAAAUGUUACUUAGGAACUCACUAAGUGAGAUGAAAAUCCACUGGCUCACUCAUGCAGAGCCAGAUCCCGGAGCUCAGUUCCUCUCGUGCCCUUUGGAUGGGAUCUUGGGCUGGCAUCCUUGGAACAGCAGUGCCGGGAGGUGGAGAUGCUGCACUGCAGUAAGCACAAGAAGAGGCGAGCAAGUGGGCCUCAGUGUAGCACUCAUCACACGCUUCAUGGCUCAGUUCAUGGACUGUAAUUGCAGGUAUUCAUAUAAUCUACAUCACUGGGCAGGACUCUGCGCACACACACAUGCAUGCCCAGACACACAUGCACCACACCCACACUCGCCCACACAUCCUCGCCAAAAUAACUGAAAAUAAAAGUGAUCUCAAUCUCCA